Molecule: messenger RNA, 1433 nt
Organism: Carlito syrichta (Philippine tarsier)
Lineage: Eukaryota; Metazoa; Chordata; Mammalia; Primates; Tarsiidae
Gene: REN
Product: renin
Exons: 9
Coding region: 36-1247 (403 amino acids)
Biological process (GO): angiotensin maturation
Molecular function (GO): aspartic-type endopeptidase activity
Source: RefSeq, a predicted model, not a curated record
GUGGAUCCCAGAGAGAGCCCCAGACUGAAGGGAAGAUGGAUGGAUGGAGAAUGCCUCGCUGGGGACUGCUGCUGCUGCUCUGGGGCUCCUGUGCCUCCGGUCUCGCCGCAGACACGGCCCCCUUCAGACGGAUCUUCCUCAAGAAAAUGCCCUCAGUCCGGGAGAACCUGAAGGAGCGAGGUGUGGACAUGGCCAGGCUUGGUGCCGAGUGGAGCCAGCUUGCCAAGGGUCUCUCCAUCGGCAACACCACCUCCCCUGUGGUCCUCACCAACUACCUGGAUACCCAGUACUACGGUGAGAUUGGCAUUGGCACCCCACCCCAGACCUUCAAAGUCAUCUUUGACACGGGUUCAGCCAACCUCUGGGUGCCCUCUACCAAGUGCAGUCCUCUCUACACUGCCUGUGGAAUUCACAGGCUCUACGACUCCUCGGAAUCUUCCAGCUACAUGGAGAAUGGGACAGAAUUCAUCAUCUACUACGGAUCAGGAAGGGUCAAAGGCUUUCUAAGCCAAGACAUGGUAACUGUGGGCGGAAUCACGGUAGCACAGAUGUUUGGAGAGAUCACGGAGCUACCCGCAAUGCCCUUCAUGCUGGCUAAGUUUGAUGGCAUUCUGGGCAUGGGCUUCCCCGAACAGGCCGUCGGCGGAGUCACCCCUGUCUUUGACCACAUCCUCUCCCAGGGAGUGCUAAAAGAAGACGUCUUCUCUGUCUACUACAGUAGGAAUUCCCACUUGCUGGGAGGAGAGCUUGUGCUGGGAGGCAGUGACCCCCAGUACUACGAAGGGAGUUUCCACUACGUGAGCGUCACCAAGACGGACUCCUGGCAGAUCAAAAUGAAGGGGGUGUCUGUGAGGUCGGCCACCUUGCUCUGCGAGGAAGGCUGCAAGGCAGUGGUGGACACUGGCGCAUCCUACAUCUCAGGCCCCAUCAGCUCUGUGAGGCUGCUUGUAGAGGCCUUGGGAGCCAAGGAACAGAGCAUAGAUGAAUAUGUCGUGAACUGUAACCAGGUGCCUUUACUCCCCGACAUAUCCUUCCAUCUGGGAGGCAGAGCCUACACUCUCACCAGUGCGGACUACGUGUCACAGGACUCUUAUGGGAAUGAUGACCUAUGUAUCCUGGCCCUUCAUGGCCUGGACAUCCCACCGCCCACUGGUCCCACCUGGGUCCUGGGAGCCAGCUUCAUCCGAAAGUUCUACACGGAGUUUGAUCGGCAUAAUAAUCGCAUUGGCUUCGCCUUGGCCCGCUGAGGCCCGCUGCUGCCUAGGCAGGCCCUGCCCUCAGCCCUAUCCCAGAGCAGGAGCACUUUCUGGGAUCUCUCUGCCUGGGCUUGUGCCCUCACAUGGGGACAAUGGGCAUGGAGCUCCUGCUGGACCCUUGCCUGCCCCACACACCAGCCCCUCCCUGCUUUGAGGACAAACAAAAUAAAGACUUCA